Cokeromyces recurvatus is the source of this 900-nucleotide messenger RNA. Its product is annotated as 40S ribosomal protein S4. Gene Ontology annotation, biological process: translation. The transcript is spliced from 4 exons. The record is from RefSeq and is a predicted model, not a curated record. The coding region runs from base 1 to 795 and encodes 264 amino acids. Gene Ontology annotation, molecular function: RNA binding; structural constituent of ribosome. NCBI's taxonomy places the organism in Eukaryota, Fungi, Mucoromycota, Mucoromycetes, Mucorales, Mucoraceae. Gene Ontology annotation, cellular component: cytosolic small ribosomal subunit; ribosome.
AUGGCUCGUGGUCCUAAGAAGCAUAUGAAGCGUUUAGCUGCCCCCAAGCAUUGGAUGCUUGAUAAACUUUUGGGUUCAUACGCCCCUAAGCCUAGCUCUGGUCCUCACAAGACCCGUGAAUGUCUUCCUUUGAUUGUUUUCAUUCGUAACCGUUUGAAGUAUGCUCUCAACGGUCGUGAGGCUCAAGCCAUUUUGAUGCAACGUUUAGUUAAGGUUGAUGGACGUGUUCGUACUGAUUCUACUUUCCCCGCUGGUUUCAUGGAUGUUAUUACAAUUGAAAAGACUGGAGAGAACUUCCGUCUCGUCUAUGACGUUAAAGGUCGCUUUGCUGUUCAUCGUAUCACUGAUGAGGAGGCCAAAUACAAGUUAUGUAAGGUCAAGAAGGUCCUCGUCGGUGCCAAGGGUAUUCCUUAUAUCACUACUCAUGAUGGUCGUACUAUUCGUUAUCCUGAUCCUCUUAUCAAGGCUAACGAUACUGUUCGUUUUGACCUUGAGAAGAAUAAGAUCUUGGAUUUCGUCAAGUUUGAAGUUGGUAAUCUUGUCAUGAUUACUGGUGGUCGUAACAUUGGUCGUGUUGGUCAAAUUGUUCAUCGUGAACGUCACAUUGGUGGUUUCGAAAUUGUUCACAUUAAGGAUGCUCUUGAUCGUGUCUUUGCUACUCGUAUUUCUAACGUCUUCGUUAUUGGUCAAGAGAACAAGCCUAUGAUCUCUCUUCCUAAGGGUAAGGGUGUUAAGCUCUCUAUUACUGAAGAACGUGACCGUCGUAGAGCUGCUGCUGCUGCCGCCAAGAACUAAAGAAAAAAACAGGCUUAUUAAAUAAAAUCGUUUUUCUUGCAUCUUAUUUUUUUUUUCCUUGUACAUAUUAUUAAUUAAAGAAUACCAAAAAUUAUUUUAAAGAUA